Fopius arisanus is the source of this 277-nucleotide messenger RNA. RefSeq names its product protein NATD1. Bases 66 to 269 code for a protein of 67 amino acids. The record is from RefSeq and is a predicted model, not a curated record. The transcript has 2 exons. Lineage: Eukaryota; Metazoa; Arthropoda; Insecta; Hymenoptera; Braconidae.
ACCUGAAAUUAAACAAUAAUGAUCGAGCAGUUCUCUUAUAUAAUAAAGAAAAUAAUACAAUUGAUAUGCGAUCAAUUAGUGUCCCUGAAGAUUAUCAAGGGAGAGGUCUAGCAAGAAUUCUAGCUGAGGCAGCCCUGACGUAUGCAAUUGUCAAUGACUACAGAAUAAUUCUUACCUGCAAGUACAUGCAGAAAUUCUACCUCUCAACAAAAACCCGUGAUCUGGAGGAACGUGUGAUUGGUCCAUACCAUCUGCUCUCGAAGAAAUAAAUUAGUGA